CGCUAUUUUUGCAAAAAUAUUGUGGAACGGGAUAUUAAAGAGAUAGUAGCGAGAGAUUCUGCGCUAAAGUAUCCCGAGAUGUGACGAGAAGGCACCUUAAGAACCUUUUAAUUCUAAGGAGGGAUCAGUCAAAAGAGAAAUAUACAUUCCGAUUAACUGCCGUCAAGGUUUUCGUUCAACUUGGCCAACAAAUUUUUUAAAAGCGGAUCAAGAUGAAUAUCCCGCCGAUUCAACAGCCAGGUGCUAUGGGUGUGGGACAAAUGGGACAGCCGGUAAACCCUCAGUUACCUCAGAAUCAACAACAGGCACAACAAACGCAGCAGCAGCAAGUGCAGCAGCAACAGCAGCAGCAGCAACAACAGCAACAACAAACACAGGACAAGCUCGAUAAUAUUUCUAAAGUAAAAUCUCUGGUUGGACCUUUGAGGGAGUCAUUAGCCAUAGCUCUUAAAACUGCCGCGCAGACAUUGCAUCAAAAUAGCUUGGUCGACGUAGGAACCAUGAAGGGCAUAGAGCAGCCAGAUCACCGAUUUAACAAGAAUAUGGAAGAAUUCUAUUCUAUUUGCGACCAGAUAGAGCUGCAUCUGAAGACCUCCGUGGAAUGUCUGUCCCAGCAUUCCAGUUCAGUUAGAUACCUACCGAUGUCUGUUAUCACAACUCGCACCGAUACAGUGAGCACGCAGGAGGGACCAGCGUUGUCUUAUCCACAGUUCCUAAUGACAGUGCGCGCACAAGUGGCAUACGCUCGCGAGAUUCAUGACACUCUUAUGUCUCACGCUCGCGCGAUAUCAUCUGGUGAACAACCUUAAUUUCUGUUAAUUCUAAAAAAAUGUUUCAAAUCCUCAGUAAAACGAGACAUUAUGUGAGGUGUUGCUAGAACAAUCGUAUUUUAUGGUAUAGUAAUAAGUUUUUUUUAGAAGAUAUUGAUUAUGAAGAUAUUAUUUAAUAAAUUAUAU
Cyphomyrmex costatus is the source of this 956-nucleotide messenger RNA. Its product is annotated as mediator of RNA polymerase II transcription subunit 29. Gene Ontology annotation, biological process: regulation of transcription by RNA polymerase II. NCBI's taxonomy places the organism in Eukaryota, Metazoa, Arthropoda, Insecta, Hymenoptera, Formicidae. The transcript is spliced from 2 exons. Bases 213 to 809 code for a protein of 198 amino acids. Gene Ontology annotation, cellular component: mediator complex. Gene Ontology annotation, molecular function: transcription coregulator activity; transcription factor binding. The record is from RefSeq and is a predicted model, not a curated record.